Molecule: messenger RNA, 1404 nt
Organism: Vanderwaltozyma polyspora DSM 70294
Lineage: Eukaryota; Fungi; Ascomycota; Saccharomycetes; Saccharomycetales; Saccharomycetaceae
Gene: NUF2
Product: kinetochore-associated Ndc80 complex subunit NUF2
Exons: 1
Coding region: 1-1404 (467 amino acids)
Biological process (GO): mitotic spindle organization; attachment of mitotic spindle microtubules to kinetochore; kinetochore organization
Cellular component (GO): Ndc80 complex; kinetochore
Molecular function (GO): protein-containing complex binding
Source: RefSeq, a predicted model, not a curated record
AUGAGUGUGUAUACUUUCCCAAUUUUAGAAGUUCCUGAAAUAGUGGAAAUGCUACAGAAAUGUGAUUUCUCACUUGCAGCUGAGGAUAAAAUAACUAGACCUAGUUCAGAAUAUGUUAUUACUUUGUACAAACAGAUUAUUGAAAGCUAUAUGGGCCUUUCCACUGACUAUUUGAUGAGUGUUGGGACUAACAGUUCUUUGGUUGGUGAGGAGGGUCAAUUUGGUGGUAAUUUUCAACAACAUAAUAGUGAUAUCGAUGGAGAUGAUGGUGUUUAUAAGGAAACUUUACAAGUUUUAGUGUUGAACAAAAUUUGUUACAAGUUCUUUCAGAAUAUCGGUGUUAAUGAUUUUAAUAUUAUGGAUCUUUACAAACCAGAUUCCCAAAGGACUAAAAGAUUGUUAAGUGCAGUGGUCAAUUAUGCUAGAUUUCGUGGUGAAAGAAUUGAAGAUUGUACUGAAAUUAUUGAAAGAUCAGAACAGUUAUUGAAUCAAUUAUUGUCAAAAUUUGAUCGUUAUAAUGUAUUGCAUAAGAUGGCUAAACAGUAUCAAGAGGGUACUGAUUUUGAAAAUAUAGAUUUGAAUGAUACUUCUGGAAACAACGAUCUGAACAAAUUAGAAGAAGAGAAUAGAAAAUUGGAGAGUCAAUUGAAAAGAUUAACUCAGGUCCAAGAAACUUUAACAAUCGAUUACAAUAAUUACAAGAAAGAAAAACAAAACAUGUUAACUGAAUUAGAGACUUUGGGUUUCCAACAGAUCGAAUUAGAGUCUCAAAAAUCAAAGUUAGAAAAAUAUGUGAAUACUGAUAUGAACGAAUUGUCUAAAGCUAUAGUUGAAUUGACAGAGUUAUUAUCAAAAAGAGAGGAUCAGAGAAAGGAGCUAGAGAACAGACAACAGAACUUAAUUAUAUCGGUUCAGACUUUACAGAAAGUAAUAGAAGAUUUAUAUGACGUGAUAAGAUUGCUGUCUACAGAGUUACAAGAAACUCAUAGAAAUGAAGUUGAUAUUCUAGAUUUCAAGAAACAGCUGUCAAUGAGACGAGACAAGAUGCAAGAAGUUUUGUCAACCGGGAUCAUGUAUAAAUUGUCCCUUUUGCAAGAGCAAUAUCAAACUCAGAAAGAAAAGCUGAAUGAGCUAAAAACAACAACUGAAUCCCAAUCACAAGCAAAUGAAGAAAGAAUUAAUGAAUUAUCAAAGCAGUAUACUGAAGAAUUAAUACCCAAACUACGACAACAAGAGGAACGUAUAGAAAUUGACUUAAUAGCUGGCGUAGUAGGUAAAUUAGAAAAUGAAAUUUCAAAUAUGCAAGCUGAAUUCCAAAAAGAAGUUGAUGCCAUCGAGUUAGAAUAUUCUUUGCUAGUAACGCAUAUUAAUCAAUAUAUGGAACGCAUGCUACAAGAAAUGUAA